This is a messenger RNA of Cavenderia fasciculata, 2514 nucleotides long. RefSeq names its product clathrin-adaptor gamma chain (gene ap1g1). Bases 1 to 2514 code for a protein of 837 amino acids. Gene Ontology annotation, molecular function: clathrin-cargo adaptor activity. NCBI's taxonomy places the organism in Eukaryota, Evosea, Eumycetozoa, Acytosteliales, Cavenderiaceae. Gene Ontology annotation, cellular component: membrane coat; Golgi apparatus; AP-1 adaptor complex. Gene Ontology annotation, biological process: receptor-mediated endocytosis; intracellular protein transport; Golgi to vacuole transport. The record is from RefSeq and is a predicted model, not a curated record. The transcript has 7 exons.
AUGUCUAUGAAAUUAAGAGAUCUUAUUAAGACUGUUCGUAGUUGUAAGACUGCUGCAGAAGAGCGUGCACAAAUUGCAAAGGAGUGUGCUGCUAUUCGUACUGCUAUCAAGGAAGAAGAUGUUGAAGCAAGACAAAGAAAUGUAGCUAAAUUACUUUACAUUCAUAUGUUGGGAUACCCAACUCAAUUUGGUCAGAUGGAAUGUCUUAAAUUGAUUGUUUCACCAUCCUAUUCUGAUAAGCGUAUUGGUUAUCUUGGUUUAAUGUUAUUAUUGGAUGAAAAGCAAGAAGUACUUUUACUUGGUACUAAUUGUAUGAGAAAUGAUUUAUUAAGUCCAAAUCAAUUUGUUGUUGGUAUUUCACUUUGUGCAUUGGGUAAUGUUUGUUCACAAGCAAUGGCAAGAGAUAUUGCACCCGAUGUUGAAAAGUUACUCACCAACACCAACCCAUACAUUAGAAAAAAAGCUGCAUUGUGUGCCAUUAGAAUUCUUAAAAAGGUGCCAGACUUGAUUGAAAACUAUAUGCCAAAGAUCAAAGCACUAUUGUCUGAACGUAACCAUGGUGUCAUUCUAACUGCUUUGACUUUAAUCAUUGAAAUUUGUGAAAUUGAUCCAACUCAAAUUGAACAAUUUAAAAAGAUUGUACCACAAUUGGUUAGAAUUUUAAAGACAUUGGUACAUUCUGGAUAUUUACCAGAACAUGAUGUAUCUGGUAUUACUGAUCCAUUCCUACAAGUCAAGAUACUCAGAUUAUUACGUAUACUUGGAGAACACGAUCCAGAGACAAGUGAUAUUAUGAAUGAUAUGUUGGCUCAAGUUGCCACAAACACUGAAGGUUCAAAGAAUGUUGGUAAUGCUAUCCUCUAUGAAUGUGUACAAACGAUCAUGUCGAUCGAAUCGGAACGUGGUCUCAAGGUUAUGGCCAUCAACAUCUUGGGUAGAUUCCUUUUGAAUCGUGAUAACAAUAUUAGAUAUGUAGCAUUAAAUACCUUGUCAAAGGUUGUCAAUACAGAUAUUCAAGCUGUUCAAAGACAUAGAAAUACUAUCGUUGAUUGUCUCAAGGAUCCCGACGUAUCCAUUAGAUGUAGAGCAUUAGAUUUAAUUUAUUCAUUGGUUAAUGAAUCAAAUAUUAGAGUACUUGUUAGAGAAUUAUUAAACUUUUUAUUGAUUUCAGAUUCUCAAUUUAAACCAGAAUUGGUUGCUAAACUUUGUAUUGUUACUGAAAGAUAUGCACCAAAUAAAAGAUGGCAAGUUGAUACUAUAUUAAGAGUAAUGUCAAUUGCUGGUAACUUUAUUCCAGAUGAAGUACCAUCAAAUUUGGUUCAAUUGAUUUGUUCGACUCCAGAACUUUCAUCAUAUGCCGUUCAAAAAUUAUAUCUUUCCGUUCAAAGUGAUCUCACUCAACAACCAUUGACUCAGGUUGCUCUCUGGUGCGUCGGAGAGUAUGGUGAUCUUUUGGUUGCUGAUAAAUCACAGUUGCCAAAGGAAGAGGAAGGUUUGGCUUUGAAUGUCAAUGAAGGUCAAGUCGUUGAUCUCAUUGAAGCUAUUCUUAAAAACUCUUCAACCAAUCAAACUACUCGUCAAUACGCUUUAACUGCUUUAAUUAAACUUUCAUCAAGAUUCUCUCAAUCUAUUUUAGGACGAAUUAAAUCAAUGAUUGACCAAUUCAAGAUUCAUAUAAAUUUGGAACUUCAACAACGUGCUUGUGAAUAUUCAAGUUUGUUUGCUAUGGAUUUAAAGACAUCGGUUUUGGAUAGAAUGCCAGCUGUCGAAAAGACAGAGGAAUCUCCUAUGCCACCAAAACCAACUUAUGGUACAAACACUCCAUCACCAUCUCAAGGUAAUGGAAAUGUUGGUACUCCAAAUCAACAUAAUAACAACAGUGCUAAUAAUAAUAGCAAGUUUGGUUCACUUUUGGAAGAUCUCAACUCACCAGCUCCACAACAACAACAACAACAACAACAAUCUGGCACAUCAAACAUGUCAUUGUUGGAGGAUAUUUUUGGUCCUGCUCCAACUGCUCAAUCACCACCAUUUGGUAGUUCAAAUGGAAAUAAUAGACAGCAACAACCACAACAGUCGGCAUCAUCAUUACUUGGUUUAAUGGGUGAUUUAACUGUAUCACCACAACAACAAGCAUUACAACCACAAACUCAACCAUUCUCUUGUCCAGCCUAUAACAAACAUGGUCUAAACAUUAAUUAUGAGUGUAGUAAGCCACAAGCCGAGCAACCACAAAUGACCCUCAUCGUCAUGCAAGUGUCCAACUCUAACUCUUCACCCGUCACUAACCUCUCGGUCAAGGCUGCCGUUCCACCCUAUCUCAAGAUUCAACUCUUGCCACCAAGUGGUACUACCGUUCCACCCAAUGACAGUGGUGAGGUUACUCAAAGCGUAAAGAUCUUGAAUACUGUCCACGGUCAAAAACCAGUUCUUCUCAGAUUAAAAUUGGAUUUCACUCUUAAUGGUCAAACUAUUAGUGAAAUUACUGAUACUCCUUUACCAUCUCAAUUUUAA